AUUUGUGCUCCCUGUUCCCUCUCCUUCACCACCACCAUCACCCCCGCAGCUUUGCCUUGCCUCUUCUUCUUCUUCAUUCUCUUUUUCCUCCCUGGAUUUGGGCGACAAUGUCGAGAAAAGCUAGAGGAGAGAGACGGCCAAAGCAAAGCAGCCAGCGCGAGCUGUUGGUGAGGGAAAGAGCAACAGAAUAGAGAGAGAAAAAAUAAAAGAGCUCCAAAAGGAGAGAGAGAGAGCACAAACAAGAAGCCUCACCGAGGUUUCUCUCUCCUCCACCACCCCCUUUUCUCUCACCUGCGCACAAGCAUUCCGUUCCUCUGCCACCCCAUGUCCUAGCUCGCACAGCUCCCAUUGUAUCUACCAUCUCAGGACUCCUCCUGCGAGGCUACAAGUAGUAGGUCUAUGGUACUGACGAAUCCCAGCUCCUGCGUCCUAGAGGCUAAGGUGGCGGGGAGGGCGGCGGCAGCUGCAUUGCCGGCGGAAGAGAUUCUCGGGUUGUUCUGUGAGCUCUCGCUGGUUGCAGGGUUGGUGAUUCCGCCGCCGGAAAAAUCCAAUCUUGGCGCGGCUCGUGGCGGCCGGCCGGCUGGUUGGUUGGGCCUUGUCCGUGGCUAAUCUGGUCAGGUAUCCGAGGAUCCCGGGUGGAAGCCCCGCCUCUGUUGAGGAUUGGAUCCUGGAUUUCAGGUCUCCUGCUGCAAGGAUCACGGCUUGGGGGCGGCGGCGGCGGGGUGACAGACCCCUCUUGCUGCCUGCGGCCUGCAGAGCAGGAGCUAUGACACAAUGACAGAGGAGAGCGCCAAGAAGAGCAAGCUUUCAUGGUCCAAGUCCCUCGUGAGGAAGUGGUUCAACAUCCGGCCCAAGGUGCAGGACUUCCAUGCUGAUUCUGACGCCGGCCAGGGAAGGGAUGGAGGUGCUGGACCAUGGAGGCCCAGCUGCUCCGCGGGCGAAGCAAGUGCAAGCAUGGCCAAGAAAAGCAGAACUGACCGGUCAUCGUUCAAGCAGAGUGCCGAACACGCUCGCCGAGGCAAGAAUAAUUUCGAUAUAGCACGCCUGACUGAAGUCCAAGAUUACAGGAUCUUUGCUGCAACAUGGAAUGUCGGUGGUAAGUCACCACCAAGGGGGCUGAAUCUAGAUGAAUGGCUUCAUACUUCUCCUCCUGCUGAUAUUUAUGUACUAGGGUUUCAGGAGAUUGUCCCCUUGAAUGCUGGAAAUGUUCUUGGCACUGAAGAUAACCUUCCAGCCAAGAAAUGGGUGUCCCUUAUCAGGCGGACACUGAACAAGAAUCCUGGAGCUAGUGGUUGCGGUGGCUAUCAUACCCCUUCACCAGUCCUGAAUCCAGUUGUAGAAUUAGAUGCUGAUUUUGAGGGGUCUGCGAGGAGGCAGGAGAAUUUCCCUUUCUUCCACCGGCGCUCAUUCCACAACCUCAGCCGUAGUUUAAGAAUGGAUGGGGACUACAUGUUCCCGCAACCAAGACUGGAUCGCAGGUUUAGCGUUUGCGAUCCAGUCAACAUGGGAGGCAGACCUAGUGAUUUUGAUGGAAAUUUGCAAUGCCCUGGAUUGCCUGAUGAGAACAUAGAUAUGGAAGUGAGCAAUGCUGCACAAUUUUCGCCGUUCCCGCAUAGCUACACUGCAUCUGCACCUUCCGAACAAAAUGAUGAGCAAUCAAGCAGCCCUAGGUAUUGUUUGGUUGCCAGCAAACAGAUGGUUGGUAUAUUUCUCACAGUUUGGGUACGCAAUGAAAUAAGAGACAAUGUGAGAAACUUGAAAGUUUCUUGUGUCGGCAGAGGAUUGAUGGGCUAUCUUGGAAAUAAGGGUUCAAUUUCAAUAAGCAUGUCUUUGCACCAGACAAGCUUCUGCUUCAUCUGUUGUCAUUUGACCUCAGGGGAAAAGGAAGGCGAUGAACUGCGCAGGAAUUCCGAUGUUCUGGAAAUUUUAAAGAAGACCAGGUUCCCACGGGUUCGUGGUGCCGGUGAUGUUAAGUCACCUGAAACAAUUCUUGAGCAUGAUCGUAUUAUUUGGCUUGGGGAUUUGAAUUACCGGAUUGCCCUGUCGUACUGUUCGGCAAAAGCUCUUGUGGAAAUGCACAACUGGAAGCAAUUAUUGGAGAAAGAUCAGCUCCGCAUGCAGCAAAGGUAUGGACGAGUUUUCCAGGGUUGGAAAGAAGGGAGGAUCUAUUUCCCUCCCACAUACAAGUAUUCAUUCAACUCAGAUCGGUACGCUGGAGAGGGCAUGCACCCCAAAGAAAAGAGGAGAACACCAGCAUGGUGUGAUCGCAUUCUCUGGUAUGGUAACGGCCUCAAUCAGCUGUCUUAUGUUCGCGGAGAGUCUCGUUUCUCCGACCACAGGCCGGUGUACAGUAUUUUCUUGGCAGAGGUUGACAUUGUACACCAAAGGAGGAGAAACAUGGGCUAUUUCAGUUCUAGAAUUGAGGUGGAAGAGCUCUUGCCACAUUCUCAGAGCUACAGAGAAAUAAAAUUUUACUGAGUUGACUUAUAGCAUGAUGUAAGGUUAGGAGGCUGGUCAAAUGUUCUAUAUGUAGGGUUGCAGAUUCAGCUCACUAGACGAUCAGAUAUACUGAAGAAAGAAUGUGCAAAUACUAACAUAAAAGGACAUUGGGCAAUUUUGCUGCGUGCCACUGGAAGACGACGCUUGUGUUGUUGGAAAAGAAUCAAGCCCAUGUCACUAACUAUACCGUCCAUCCAACUUUAGGCUCUUAGUUCCUUCUAGCAAAAUAUUUGGUUCAAACUUGUUUCGUCCUCCGUUUUUUAGUUGGACCUUGUAGCAUCAACAAAGACCAAAUGUUAUUUUCUUCCCUUUCUUUUCUUAUUUUGAGCAUAGAAACUUUGUAAAACCCACAAGUGUAUCCCAUGCAAGCUGUGGAAUUGUUUUAAGGCAACGAUGCCGGGAAUUAGCUUUA
Panicum hallii is the source of this 2911-nucleotide messenger RNA. Its product is annotated as type IV inositol polyphosphate 5-phosphatase 7-like. Gene Ontology annotation, molecular function: phosphatidylinositol-4,5-bisphosphate 5-phosphatase activity; phosphatidylinositol-3,4,5-trisphosphate 5-phosphatase activity; inositol-polyphosphate 5-phosphatase activity. Gene Ontology annotation, biological process: phosphatidylinositol dephosphorylation. Lineage: Eukaryota; Viridiplantae; Streptophyta; Magnoliopsida; Poales; Poaceae. The record is from RefSeq and is a predicted model, not a curated record. Bases 775 to 2478 code for a protein of 567 amino acids. The transcript has 14 exons.